This is a messenger RNA of Melitaea cinxia (Glanville fritillary), 3741 nucleotides long. RefSeq lists its product as uncharacterized. Gene Ontology annotation, molecular function: nucleic acid binding; zinc ion binding. Gene Ontology annotation, biological process: DNA integration. The record is from RefSeq and is a predicted model, not a curated record. The coding region runs from base 1 to 3741 and encodes 1246 amino acids. The transcript has 2 exons. Lineage: Eukaryota; Metazoa; Arthropoda; Insecta; Lepidoptera; Nymphalidae.
AUGGCGGUUGGAAAGAUCGGUGCGUUUGACGUGGCUAAGGACAAUUGGGACACAUAUGUGGAUCGUGUAGAUCAAUAUUUUAUUGCCAAUAAUGUAAAAAGUGAGUUGAAAGUCGCAACUUUAAUUACGGUCAUUGGUAAUAGUGCGUAUGAGUUGAUGGUUAACCUUUGUACCCCGGACAAACCGUCUUCAAAAACUUAUACGGAGCUUGUGGCAGUAAUGAAAGGUCACUUAAACCCCAAGCCGAGUAUGUUGGCUGAAAGGUUUAAAUUUCGGCAACGGAUCCAGAAACCAGGUGAAAAUAUCGCGACAUACUUCUCGGAACUAAAAAGACUAAGCAAGGAUUGUUCUUUUACGGCAGACAGCUUAAAAGAAAACAUGAGAGACCAAUUCGUGUGCGGCUUGGUAAACGAUGACAUACGGCAGAAAUUGUUUACCGAAGACGACAGCAUCACUAUCGACAAAGCGUAUAAGCUGGCCUUGUCAAUGGAGGCGGCAGAGACGAACGCAGCAUUAGUGGAGGAUGGUACGAGGGGCAGGAACGGCAGCAGCACACAAGAAACCGCGACCGUACCCGUGCACAAGUUUCAACAGAGCGGCGGCGGCGACGGGUGGCGCGGGGUGACCGGCGGCGGCAACGAGCGGCGCGGAGCGACCGGCGGCGGCAGCGAGCGGCGCGGGGCGAUCGGCGGCGGCAACCGGCCGGCGAGGCGAAACACGCGCGUGGCGCGUGAGUCAGUGCAAGCUAGCGGCGGCGGUUCGAGUACCACAAGCGGAGCGGGCCAUGACGAGUGCAGAGUUUGCGGGGGCAAACAUAAUUCAAAUACGUGCAAAUUUAAGCUAUACGUAUGUCGAAUUUGCACUCAAGAGGGACAUUUAAAGAGGAUGUGUCCGAAGUUGAUAAAAAAUAAUUCUUUGCAUAAUAUGCAAGAAAACAGACAGAGAAGCGACGGCGACGGCAUCAGUGGCGCUUACUCGGCGGAUAGCGACAGUGACGAGGUAAUAGUACCUAUUAAUCGCUUAUCAAUUGGACAGUGUAAGCCUAUUAUGAUUUCUUUAUGUGUGCAAGGCUAUGACUUAAAAAUGGAAUGUGACACGGGGAGUGCAAUCUCUUGUAUUAAUUACCAGUUAUAUCAAAAAAUGUUUUCAAACUUACAAAUUAAACCCACAAAGUUAGUUUUAAGGUAUUAUACGGGUGAACUAGUGUGCCCGGUGGGUGUUAUUAGGCCAGUUGUAAAAUAUAAUAAUACAAAAAAGAUAUUGGAUUUGUACAUUAUUGAAAAUGGAAAUACAGUUUUAUUAGGUAGACAAUGGAUGGCGGAGUUGAACAUAUUAGUGUCAAAUUUACAGUAUAAUACAGUCAAUAAUAAUAAUUGUGAAACCGGUUUUAACUUCUCGGAAUUUAGUUCCAGAUAUUGUGAAGUAUUUGCGGACGGUCUGGGGCGGUUCACGGGAGGACAAGUGAGCAUUCGUGUGCGUGAGGGAGCGCGGCCGGUGUUCAUGCGUGCGCGGCCGCUGGCGUAUGCGCUGCGGGAGCCGGUGGAGCGCGCGCUCGAACAGCUGGUGCGCGACGACAUCCUCACCCCCGUCGACCACUCAGACUGGGCAACACCGAUCGUGCCCGUUGUGAAGAAAGACGGUACAAUUCGAAUCUGCGCCGAUUUUAAGUUGACUUUGAAUAAGGUUUUGGAGGUCGACCGUUAUCCUUUACCUAAAGUAGAAGAUCUUUUGGCUCGCUUGCAUGGGGGUGAAAGAUUUAGUAAAAUAGAUUUGUCACAAGCGUAUGCUCAGCUGGAACUGGAUCAUACUAGGAAAUACGCGGUAAUUAACACUCAUAAAGGGCUUUUUAUGUAUAAACGUUUAGUAUAUGGGUUGUCGUCGAGCCCAGGGAUUUUUCAACGGUGUUUAGAGCAAUUGUUCGCAGAUAUGCCUCACGUGGGAGUAUUUUUAGACGACAUUAUAAUAACGGGGAGGGACACGUCUCAACACUUAGAUAAUUUACAUAAAGUUUUCGAACGCCUGAAGUCCAGUGGUCUUAAAGUAAAAAAAGAAAAGUGCUCUUUCUUUGUGGAAUCUCUUGAUUAUUUAGGGCAUGUCAUAAGUAAAGAAGGGGUACAUACGUCUAAAGAUAAAGUAGAAGCUAUUGUUAGAACUCCGAUUCCAAGAAACGUAUCAGAGUUAAGGGCUUUCAUUGGGAUGGUCAUGUAUUACGGGAAGUUUAUAAAAAAUGUAAGUUCAAUCCUUACACCACUGUAUAAUUUGUUGCGUGUCGGUGCGAGAUACGAUUGGAGUGAAGCGUGCGAUGCGGCGUUUUCGCGUGUGAAGCGGGCGCUGAGCUCGAGUGAGGUGCUGGUGCACUACUCGCUGGAGCUGCCACUGGUGCUGACGGCGGACGCCAGCGCCGCGGGGAUCGGCGCCGUCAUCUCACACAUCACGCCCGGGGGCGAGCGGCCCAUUGCGUACGCUUCGCGGACACUUAACUCGGCUGAACGUUCGUACGCACAAAUAGACAGGGAAGCAUUAGCCAUUAUAUACGGUAUCAAGAAAUUUCACCAGUAUUUGUACGUGAAGACGAAAUCUAUGGCUCGUAGCUAUGUGUGGUGGCCCAAUAUAGACGCAGACAUAGAAGCGACGUGCCGGGCGUGCGAGACUUGUGCGAUGGAAGCGACCGCACCGCCGCACGCCGCACCUCGCAGUUGGCCAUAUUUAACCCAGCCGUGGAGUAGAUUACAUGUAGAUUUUUUAGGCCCGUAUCAGGGAAAAAUUUUCUUUAUAGUUAUUGAUUCUAGCUCAAAGUGGAUCGAGAUAUUUGAAAUGAAUAAAACCAACGCUACAGCUGUAAUUAAGGUAAUGCGGUCGCUAUUCGCGCGUUUUGGCCUACCAUUAGAGGUAGUAUCAGACCAGGGCCCGCCGUUUACGAGUACAGAGUUAAAGGAGUUUUUAGCUUUAAAUGGUAUUAAACAGUCGUUUUCUCCAGUGUAUCAUCCGGCUUCAAACGGGGCAGCAGAGAAUGCCGUCAAACUAUGCAAGCGAGCAAUAAAGAAAGCCAUCCGUGAUGACGUAGAUAUUGACACAGCAUUACAAACUUAUCUACUAGCUUAUAGAAAUAGUAUUCAAAGCACAACAGGGGAAAGCCCUGCUAUGCUGUUGCAGCGCAGACCGUUGCGGUCGCGUUUAGACCUCUUGCGUGGAGAUCACGCGCGCCGAAACCAGGUGGAGAAGGCACAGCGCCGGCAGAUGACGAGCUCUGGCACUGAGCCGCUCCGAAAACACGCAGCGGGCGAUGCGGUGUGGGCUAGGAACUACGGAAGUCAGGACAAAUGGGUAAAGGGAACAAUUAUAAGCCAAGAAGGUUCGCGUCGGUAUGUAGUAAAUAGUGAUGACGGUCGACUUCUAACGAGACAUAGAGAUCAGAUUAGGCGCAGAAGUCGACGUUCUAGUAUAAUAUACCCAAAUGCAACGCCCGAGGAGGCCAGUGAGGAUGUCGUCGAGCAACAGCCGCCACCGACAGUAGCGACGCCUAGGAAUAGUGAGGGGACGGGUAGUGGUGAAGUAGGAGGUCAGGAACCACCGCUGGUGACUGAUGCAUCUCCAACAAAGGAUUCGCCAACCCGUAACGUGAGCGCGUCACACUCGCCGUUGAUUAAUAAUAAAUCACCGACCGCACCUACCACGAGUCCCAUGAAGCGUCCCACCCGUAUUGGUAAAAAGCCAGUUAGAUAUGGGUUUGAGUUUGAUUAG